Molecule: messenger RNA, 1169 nt
Organism: Colossoma macropomum (tambaqui)
Lineage: Eukaryota; Metazoa; Chordata; Actinopteri; Characiformes; Serrasalmidae
Exons: 2
Coding region: 75-962 (295 amino acids)
Source: RefSeq, a predicted model, not a curated record
CACCUAAGCUGCCCUUAAAGCUGGAGCUGAAGCUUCGCUUAGUCAUUCGGUGUUUCAAGACAGCCCACACCAGAAUGCAGCGUCAGAAUGAAAGAGGGCACAAGGAAAUGUCCUUCCAAGGGGAGCAUCUGAAGUUUGGUCAACUUCAAAAAAGGAUUCAGAAUAAGUAUCUAAACAGAUAUCAAUUUGUCCCAAAAUUCCCUCAUCCGGUUGAGUUCUACGUGUCCAGUCUACGGCAUGAUACCAACUUUAGCAGCUUCCAGGCCAUCCUAAAUGAUGGUGGAUUUAAGAAACCUGGAAAUGUCAUCAGAUCCACCCAGAGUCUGGUCUGGUGGAGCCUAGCCAUUUCAGAGGGUGACACUGCAGAUGCUGAGAGGCGUUUCCUUGGUGAUGAUAAAGAUUAUAACUGUAAACCUUUCCUACACAAGUUCACCUCCUCACCAGCCUUCAGGAAGUCCUCUAGGCUGGGGAACUUUAGUUUCACAUUCUCCAUGAGGGAACUGCUGGCCAGCUACAGCACCCAGUUCUGCAUGGGGCAAACACCCCAGAUACGCAUCUAUGAGACGGUCGUCUACAAGCAGGAGGUCAUGCAUUCUAUAGUGGUCCAUGGUCCAGACACCAAAAGAGAGUUCAAGAGAUACCCGCUUCUGCAGGACUCUCGCAAUGGUGUAUGCGAGUUCCAGAAUGACAAAAUAUUGUGGAGACCAGAGGGCAUGAGCAAAACACAUGCCUUUCGGCUGGUUCGACGACAAGAAAUACGGGUGCGCCAUGUGCUUAAGAAGAAGCGGAGGUUCUGCGCGUGGAACCACUUGGCUGUGGCGUUCCAUGUCCCACAGGGUAUGAUCUUUAAGUUUGACAAGGAAACCCUGCUUAAGCACGUGAGUCUCUGUCAGGGAGCAGAGCCUAAACUGAGCAAUGAGGGGUUUAUAAAGUGUGAGUUUGAAGCCUCACCACCCGAGUAACAAGAGUGCUUGAUAUGAGUUAAGCCAGUUACUGAAUUACCAACAUUUCAAAUCAGGAUAAACAGUCUUUGUCAUGUUAAUUCAUAGAACUGUCUAUUUUUGUUAUGUUUAUAGCUCAAGUUGUGCUUGUCUUUUCAACCAUAUGAAAUAAUCCUGCAGGAGAAACAAUACUUUUAGAUUUGUUUGCAAUGUGGAAAAUAAAAUGGU